Molecule: messenger RNA, 2442 nt
Organism: Lineus longissimus
Lineage: Eukaryota; Metazoa; Nemertea; Pilidiophora; Heteronemertea; Lineidae
Product: nucleolar and coiled-body phosphoprotein 1-like
Exons: 12
Coding region: 113-1627 (504 amino acids)
Cellular component (GO): nucleus
Source: RefSeq, a predicted model, not a curated record
CGCGGGAAUUUUGAUAUGAAAAAUAAUAACAAACGUUGAAAAACACGCUUUUUCGUCGGAAUUCGAUACUUGAUAGCGAGAUAAAUAGAUUUAAAAGAGUUUCAAGAGAAAAAUGAGUAUCAAUAACCUAUUCAAUGUCGCAGCUAGGCCUUGUUCGAGAGUUGCAGGCAAUCGCAUUAAACCAAAUUUCACAUUUGUCAGAAACUGGGAAACAGUAGUUUCACCUCCAGCACAAGUCACUAAUGGCAAGGAGCAGGUGGUUACCUCUGGUGUUUUGAUAUCGCCCAGACCACACAUCAGCCACAACUCGAGCUUUUCAUCAAUCGCUGAAAACAGCCCAACUCCAGUGAUCAUUUCACAUACCACAUCUAAUCAGUCUGAAGCAGACAAUGAUGACAAUGAGGAGGAAAUGGUCGAAGAAGAACAAGAGAAAGGCCAUAGUGGUGAUAACAGGGGGGCUGAUGAUGAGAGGGGUGAUGAUGCUGGGGAUGACGUUAGUGAAGAUGAAGAAGAUGAAGAUGAUGAUGGUGGAAGAGCAGAUGAUGAGGAAGAGGUACAUUCACAACAAUCUGCCAAUGGAGCGGCAGCAAAUAAGGAGGGUGGAGAAGGAGAAAUGAUGGAGGUCAGUUCUGGUGGUCAAGCCCAAUCUGAUAAGUCAUCAGACAGGAAUGUGCCUGCUUCUCAUCUUAUGCCUCCACCCCCUGCUCCGACAGUGAACAACACAGAUGAACUACCAGAUGUUUCGCCUAUCCCAGCUGCUGUAGGAGUUGUAGCAUAUAAAACUCCAGCAUCUGCUGGAAUCAAGCGGCCAAGUAGUAGGAUGACAUCAACACCAGCACAUCUACAGAAAGAAAGCCCUAAACAGACACCAGGUUUUGAAGUGAUCGACACUGCCAAGAGACUGAAACAGCCUGCCAAUACCUUUGUACCGGCUCGUAAGAGACCAACUAUUUCCAAACCAGUCUCAACUCAAGAACAGUCAGGAUCACAGGCUUCAGACAAUGAACAGCAUGUCAUGCCUGAGGUGCAGCUGUGGGUUGGAGCAGGUCCCUUGCGCAGGGUUUCUGACACAACAGAAUUGGAUGUGCUUUUGACAGCAGUGGAGGAUAUCAGCUAUGAAUUCAAGCAGAAGAACCCCAAUCCGAUGAAAAAGAAGACAGUGAAUGGUUUUGUCUUAAAAGUCAGGAAGGAGGUGACAGAUGUUAUUGACUCAGUUCAGGAAUUAAAAUCUUCACAAUCUGCACUGACCAGGACAACUCAUUCACUGAAGAUGGCGUACCAAGAACUGGUCCAAAAACAAAACAAAUACUUCAAUUUGUUGGAGCAGGAAGCCUCUCUGGAGAGAGAGAAGAAAGCAGUGGAGAAGCAGGCAGCUAUGAGGGAUGUAAGCGAGUGGUUGUUCAAACUGGAAGACUUGCAGGCCAGGUACAAGGAGAGUGUAGCUGAUAAACAAGUGAAGGAGAAUUAUAAUACAAGAGAAAACCUGCCAGCGCUUCUGAAGGAAACGAUAACUAGUUUAUCUGCUGCAAAGAAACUCAAAAAUGCUAAUGAUCAAGUGGAACGAUUAAUCGAAACACGUCUGAAUAGCUCACGGCAUGGCCGACACCUCCGGGAUGUUCUGAAGUAAUGCGGUUUGGAUGGAGUCUAUCAUACCAGGGACGUUUACCAGCCCUUCCAAUACGUCCAGGGAGCCAUCUUUACUGAAAGUGAGGAGGGGAAAAAUGAAUGACAUGAACAAUGAACUUGUUUAUCACUUAGGAGUACUUUUUGAGACCAAUGUUGAAAAGAAACAAUUCCCCAGCCCCCAAAAGGUUUGAAUUAGGGCAAUCAAAUACUUUCUCUUGACUGAUUGACUGAAAAAGGAUUACAAGUAUUUCAGUUAAGUUAUUCCCAAACUGUGCAUGGCUGGUGGUUGGAGCUCCACUAUAAGUUCUCCUUACCUUGCUAGUGCCUGCUUCAUUUUCUGUGUGGAAUGUGCCAAUAAGUAAAUGAUGAUUCUUAAACUCUGAUAUUGGACAGAAUCAUACCUCGACUUAAGACAAUGAAGGAUUAUAUCAGGGAUGUGUGGAACCUGAAAUAAAUAGUGAAUGUAUGGAGAAUAUUAUCCAGAUUGAUGAUGUACAUGUUAUUCUUGUUGCAUAGAGGCUCUUUCAGGCAACUGGCAACCACAGUAAUCGGAUAACUAAAACAUUGUUAUGGGUGAACUUCAGGCAAUGGGAUUUGGGGUAGGCCUUCCAAAUUACCAAUACAAAAAGUAAUAAGCUCGACUAAUUUUUGCUUGAGAAACUGAUUGGUGCUAAGGAAGUGACAGAAAUUGUGACCCACUGUGGGUAUCGUAUGUGAAUGGCAAAAGAAGAAAAAAGUGUUAUAUUUCGGUGGUGGGCUUCUUGCAUGGGCACUGUGAAUAGUUGUAAAUAAAUUAUCAUAAGAUUAGGCUGAAAA